AUGGCCGAAGUGGAGACUGCGGUUGCGGCUGCGCUUCUCCGCGCACAGUACGCGGUGGAACAGGACUUGGAGGGCAACCCCAACAUGGCGGCCGAGUUCUACCUGGCGGCGUCGAACCUGCUGCACGACGCGGCGUCAUCGGCGUCGGUGCCUGCGGAGGAAAAGUCGGCGAUUCGCGACGUGGCAAAGCGAUACGACACCAGGCUGGGCAAGAUGGAGCUCGAGCGGCCGCAGGCCAAGGAGAUCACCUUUUCCGAGCGGGCCAUCGUGACCAUUAACGCCCCGCUGCCGCCGCCCAAUGAGAUGAUGCGUCGCUCGUAUUGGCUGAUGCGGGUGUGGGCCAAGACAAUGGUCUCGGGCGGUUACGUCACGCCACAGCUGUACAUUCCGCGGCGGAUGUGGUACCAGACCGAGGUGAAGCUCUCGGCCAUUCCGCAAAAGAUCGACUGUUGCUCACAGGUUCUCGACCAGCUGCUCAAGCUUCCGCAGGAGGACCGCACCAACCACCCGCAGUUUGUCCUCACGCUCGGCAACUUGUGCAAGCAGCUCGACGAAAUCCAGCGGUCGCUCGACAAGCAUCUUCACUGCGUGGUGGGCAUCAAGGAGGACAAGGCCGCCGUCCAGGAGAUCCGGACCAAGAAGCAGCGGUUUGCGUCCAAGAUGAAACGGCUGGGAUCGACCAUCUCCAAGGGCGCGACGAGGCUGACGAACAAGGCCUCGGUCGAGGACAACACUGCGUACGUCGAGCUCCUGCUGGAGGUCUUCCAGCGUGCGCAGUUCCUGGACGAGUGGCUCGAUCUCUACGCCGCCGACGCCGAGGUCGCCUCCCUCCUCGACCGCAUCUCGCGCUUCUUCUACGAGGUUGUCUGCACCUUUGUCCUCGAGGACUUUAACGUUCUUCUCGAGCGCUACAUGCGGCUCAACCGCAAGACCUUCCUUCCGUAG
Molecule: messenger RNA, 945 nt
Organism: Thecamonas trahens ATCC 50062
Lineage: Eukaryota; Apusomonadida; Apusomonadidae
Product: microtubule interacting and transport domain-containing protein
Exons: 2
Coding region: 1-945 (314 amino acids)
Source: RefSeq, a predicted model, not a curated record